Messenger RNA from Rhodotorula graminis WP1, 684 nucleotides. RefSeq lists its product as uncharacterized. The coding region runs from base 1 to 684 and encodes 227 amino acids. The transcript has 3 exons. The record is from RefSeq and is a predicted model, not a curated record. Lineage: Eukaryota; Fungi; Basidiomycota; Microbotryomycetes; Sporidiobolales; Sporidiobolaceae.
AUGCUGCGCUCCACAGCCACAGCAGCCUCGAGGCGGACCGCCUUCGCUCGCACCCGCCCGCUGUCGACCGUACGCGUCGUGCCGCCUUCUCCAGCUGCACCUCGGCACCUCGCGCUCCCUCUCGCUUUCGUGUCCGUCUCGGGCUGGGACAAGCUCCACCUCGACGCAUGGCGGCCCUGGAUUGACCGCUUUGCCGAGCGAGGCUACUCGUCCAUCCUGCUCGACAUCGACCCGGCCGUCGUCGACACCGAGCCGACAUCGGCCUCACGCCUCGACCGCCUCGAGCAAGAACUCGUCAGCCUUCUACGCGACCCUGCCGCCUCUUCACCCUUCCCACCACUCCUCUUCGCGUCGGGCCCGAGCGCCCUCGUCGCCGAAACCUACGUCUCGUCCCACCCUCUCUCGGGCCUCUGCCUCGUCUCGCCCCUCUCGGCCGCUUCAGCACACCCGCACCUCCCUCGAGCCUUCCCAACCACCCUCGACGACUUCAACUACGAGCCGGGCUUCCCCAUCGCCGUCGUCGCGCCGCAAGGGAGCGCUGCGGGCGACCAUCGCCUCGUCGACGAGUUUGGCCCGCAAGAGGGCGAGGACGAGGACGACGCCAUUGUGCGCCGCAUCGUCGGCGAGCGGGAUACGCAAGGGUGGGAGACGGUCAUGGAGUGGAUGGACAGCAACGGGCUGUAA